Paramisgurnus dabryanus is the source of this 2060-nucleotide messenger RNA. It is a transcript of the gene nap1l4a, whose product is annotated as nucleosome assembly protein 1-like 4a. Gene Ontology annotation, cellular component: nucleus. Gene Ontology annotation, biological process: nucleosome assembly. NCBI's taxonomy places the organism in Eukaryota, Metazoa, Chordata, Actinopteri, Cypriniformes, Cobitidae. The record is from RefSeq and is a predicted model, not a curated record.
UCAGUUGUCCAAUGAGAGACGAGGAUAGUGGGACGUGCCAUCGCACUUCUCCGUCUGCUAAAAGCGUGUGGUCGGUGUGGACUGUAACGUGGAGCUGAGGAGAAGAAAAUGGAUAGAAAAAAUGAAAAGAAUGAAGCCAAAGGCAAAGGAGACAAUAAAGUUUCACAGUCUGAAUGUGAAGAUGAAAGAGCACAGAAUUUUAGCCUCCUGCCCAAGAGUGUGAAAAGAAGAGUUUAUGCCCUGAAGAGACUUCAGCUCCAGAGUGCCAACACCGAGGCAAAGUUUUACGAGGAAGUCCAUGAACUAGAGAGGAAGUACGCUGCGCUCUACAAGCCCAUCUUUGACAAGAGACGAGAGAUCGUAACCGGUGCUGUUGAACCAACAGAAGAGGAAUGUGAGUGGCAAAGUGACAAAGAGGAUGAGGAUCUUGCAGAGGAUUUAAAAAAGAAAGUUGCUUUGGAAGAAAAGCAGGCAGAUUCAGAUGGUGCCGUUGAUCCGAAAGGAAUCCCGGAAUUCUGGCUCACCAUCUUUAGACAUGUGGAUAUGCUCAGUGAAAUGCUGCAAGAGCACGAUGAACCGAUCCUAAAACACUUGCAGGACAUCACUGUGAAAUUUUCUGAACACGGACAGCCAAUGAGUUUCACGUUAGAGUUCCACUUUGAGCCCAACAGCUACUUCACUAACACAGUUCUCACUAAAGUCUACAAGAUGAAAUCGGAGCCGGACGCAGCAGAUCCUUUAUCUUUUGAGGGCCCGGAGAUUGUGGACUGUGAGGGUUGUAAGAUCGAUUGGCAUAAAGGUAAAGACGUGACGGUCAAGGUUGUUAAAAAGAAACAGAAGCACAAAGGAAGAGGGACCAUUCGGACGGUCACCAAAGAAGUCCCGCAGGAUUCCUUCUUUAACUUCUUCAGUCCUGUUAAGCCGACGCCUGAUGGAAUGGAUGAAGAUUUGGACUUCACUUUAGCUUCAGACUUUGAGACCGGACACUUCUUCAGAGAGAGGAUCAUCCCUAAAGCAGUGCUUUAUUUUACAGGAGAAGCCUUGGAUGAUGAUGAUAGUUUUGAAGAGGAGGAUCUUGAAGAGGGAGAAGAGGAGGACAUGGGUGAGGAAGGUGAAGAGGAGGAAGAGGGAGAUAUUGACCCCAAGGCUUAAUUCAUUUCUCACUUCAUGCGUUUCUAGAAGGGUCCUCCUCCUGCCGAGUGCAAACAGCAGUAAGGAUUGUCAACUGGCAGUCACGGCACAAAUCUGGCCACAACAAUGUGGAUACGGGCCUUAACCUCCUCAUGGACUUACCAGACUCUGUACUAAUGCAAUAGGAAACCAAAUUCUGUUUAGAAAAUGCAUGUUCAACUGUUACUGUUUACUUUGACAGAGAUUACCUCUGCACUCCAAUUGAGUUUUUCAUUUAUAAGUCACAGACUUUUGGGAUUGGUGGAUUAAAAACUACAAUUUUUUGGACAGAUGCAAUGUUUAUAGUCACUGUUUGCCCGUAGCCGGUUUAUAAAUGCAAGCAAGGAUCCCACAUGUUUUGAAAUCCUCGCGUUUUUACUGCUUAGCUGAAUUUUGGACACGACCCUAAGAUUGUUUGAACUCCCAGGCUGUAGCAUCACUCAGGGUUUUUUGCCAAUAAUAUCGCCAUCUUUUUCAUGUGGAUGUUUUUUUUUUAUUUGUAUUGUUACAAUAUUGAUUGGUGUCGGUGGGUUUUUGAAGUGGAUGUUCUGCAUACUGGUAGCCAAACAAUGUGGACUGUGUUAAAGUUAUAGCAAUGAUUUGGGCUUUUCCAACGCCCUCACGUGAACUCUUAAUGCGGGACUUUUAUUUUGCCAUGUGGUUGUGUGUUAAGCUGCUUGCAUUCAUGAACAGAAUUGAAUAAAGUACAGUAUUACGUUAACGUUAACAAGCACAUCUUCUAGCCAUUGCAGGUUUACUCUCCGUUUUAACUGUGUGCAAGCCAUAGCCUUAUCUGAAACUUGGGUUCGUAAUGCAGCAUUGUUUUCAUUUUGUACAAAAUAGACAAAAUAUUCUAUUAAAUUUUGUGCGACAAUUCCACAAAAACCUUU